UGGUUACUGGUUAGUAGAGUGGCUUAGGAGCAAGGUUGAGAGAGUUAAUUUAAGUAAAAGGGAAGUGGUUCAGUCUGAGAUAAUAGCAACAGAAAGGGAUGGCGGACCGAUUCUUCCAUAACACCAUGCCGUAUUUCCUAGCAGAGGCACCUCUACAGGAGACUACACCCUUUCAGACAGCCCAAGAUUCACUCACAAACCUUCUCUCUCUUCCAUAUAAAACACUUUUAGACACUCUCAAAACUUAUGCCUUGGACCUCAAACAAACGGUGGUGAGAGAGACUUGGGGUUUGAGUGGAAAACGAAUACAUGAUUAUACAGUGUAUACUGGGACGCUUGGGACGGCGUACUUGGUUUUCAAAGCUUAUCAAGUUACCAAGAAUCAUAAUGAUCUUAAAUUGUGCUUGGAAAUCGUUCAGGCUUGUGAUUCUGCCUCUAGAGACUCUAGUCGUGUGACAUUCUUGUGUGGCCGAGCUGGUGUUUGUGCUCUAGGUGCGGUUGCAGCAAAGUAUGCUGGCGAUGAACGACUACUUGACCACUACUUGACGCAAUUCAAAGAGAUUAAACUCUCUAGUAAAUUGCCAAAUGAGCUACUAUAUGGUAGAGUUGGGUUCUUAUGGGCAUCAUCAUUCAUAAAUCAUCAUAUUGGUAGAGGUACAAUCUCUAGUAACCACAGUAGAUUGCUUGUGGAUGAGAUCAUAAAUGAUGGUAGAAAAUUAGCCAAGAAAGGAAAAUGUCCCUUGAUGUAUGAAUGGCAUGGGAAGAAGUACUGGGGUGCUGCUCAUGGACUAGCAGGGAUUAUGCAUGUCUUGAUGGACAUGGAACUGACACCUGAUGAGGUUGAGGAUGUCAAGGGCACGCUACGCUACAUGAUUAAUAAUCGCUUUCCCAGUGGCAAUUAUCCUUCCAGUGAAGGAAGCGAAUCAGAUCGUCUUGUGCAUUGGUGCCAUGGUGCUCCUGGAGUAUCUCUUACCCUUGCAAAGGCAGCUGAGGUGUUUGGAGAUAAGGAUUUUCUGCAAGCAGCAAUGGAUGCAGGGGAUGUUGUAUGGAAUCGUGGGCUGCUAAAGCGAGUUGGUGUCUGUCAUGGCAUCAGUGGAAAUGCUUAUGUCUUUCUUGCACUGUACCGAUUAACAAAUAAAGUGGAAUACUUGUACAAGGCUAAAGCCUUUGCAUGCUUCCUCCAUGAUAGAGCUCAAAGACUCAUAUGUGAUGGUGAGAUGCAUGGCGGUGACUGUCCCUACUCACUGUUUGAAGGUAUUGGAGGAAUGGCUUAUCUCUUUCUAGACAUGAUUGAACCUUCUGAGGCCAGGUUUCCUGCUUAUGAACUUUAGGUUCCCUUUUUUCUUUUUCUUUUAAUAUAUUAGGAAAAUUAUAUGUAUCUAUAUGUGGUAUCUAUGUGAGAGUGUGAGACUGAUUGGCUUGUGGGGUCACACUCAAGUGUUUGAAAAACUUAUGGUCCGGGACUUUCUAAAUUUAGCUUUUACCUUCCUAGUACUGUGAUUGAUGGAGACUUGUUUUGGAUAUUGCUGUGGCCUAUGCAAGGCUUGAGGGUAACAACUAGCAAUAGAUAUAAAAUUUAAAGCUGAGUUGGUAAAAGCAGAAACUAGUCUCAUAGAAGUAGAAGUAUUACUCCCACGGAUUUAAACUAAGAUUGCACUUGAUUGGAAGUAAUGAAAUAGAAUUGAAAUUAAUUUUCUUUA
Molecule: messenger RNA, 1700 nt
Organism: Cannabis sativa
Lineage: Eukaryota; Viridiplantae; Streptophyta; Magnoliopsida; Rosales; Cannabaceae
Product: lanC-like protein GCL2
Exons: 6
Coding region: 99-1331 (410 amino acids)
Biological process (GO): peptide modification; carbohydrate metabolic process
Cellular component (GO): plasma membrane
Source: RefSeq, a predicted model, not a curated record